Molecule: messenger RNA, 283 nt
Organism: Aspergillus welwitschiae
Lineage: Eukaryota; Fungi; Ascomycota; Eurotiomycetes; Eurotiales; Aspergillaceae
Exons: 2
Coding region: 18-248 (76 amino acids)
Source: RefSeq, a predicted model, not a curated record
GGUGGCUGACCGCCAGCAUGGCAACACUUACAGUAACUAAGUUAUAUACCCACAGGCUGCAACAACUGAUCUUCAAAUCGAGCCUGGAAACUGUUUAUCCAUCUGCCGGUACUACAUCGAUAGAGAUGUGGCUUGCAUGUCUGCCCCUCCGGGUAUGCUGGUCCGGACUUUCCUGGGUAAUCUACAUGUGUAACACUUUUCCGAGGGUUGAAACGGAAAGGAUUGCUCGGUCGAAAGUUGGGCAAUGAAGAAAGAAAAGCAAAAAAGGAGAGAAAAAUUUUCG